GACGGACGAGCCGGGCCCGGUGCCGGUGCCGCCCCGUCCGCCAGCUAAAAGGGAGAGGCCAAAAAGCGCAAGUGGGACAAGGCCGAAGCAAACGAAGCAAGCGCCAAGAGACGAGCGACCAGGAACAGCAAUUGGCAAGCGCGCGACUGCGGCAGCGCCCCCAAAAUCAGCAGAGCAGACGGACACUAUGGUCGGCUUUUAUUCAUCUCACUCAGUGCCUUGCCACCUCCUUUUCCACUGUAAUCGCAUCAAGUGCAAGGGUUCAGGCAUCAAAAACGACUUACUAGCUUGUAAACCACUUGCUAGUGAGGUUGUAAAUAGUUCCUGUUUCAGGGCGCAGAUGAAUUCUAGCACACUCUAGGAGAACAAAAUCCAGUGUCGGAAAGCAGGAGACGGCAGACGCAGGAGGAGCAAAGGCGGGG
This is a messenger RNA of Amoebophrya sp. A25, 422 nucleotides long. The record is from the annotation of a GenBank genome assembly. Lineage: Eukaryota; Dinophyceae; Syndiniales; Amoebophryaceae.